AUGACAGCAAGCACAGUCUUUGAUACAAGAUUUUAUCCGUUCUAUGGCCGACUCCAUGAAAACAGGGUAUAUGGAGGAUGGUGUCCCGAGACUGUAACUGACAGAACAGACUAUCUUCAAGUCGGUAUGGGUGCAAUGCUGUCUGUUUGUACUGUGGCCACCCAAGGAGAAAAUAUAAACAAUGAAAAGACCACCAGCUGCAACUAUCCACAGACGGUGAAACCUGGAACGUUUAUGAGGAAACCAGCACUGCAAAGGUUUGAUCAGCAACUAUUAGUAAUGAUUAGAGGACCACAAAGAGUCCAAUUCAGGGGGUUACAAAAGCGAAUUUCAAAAUUUGCCUCACAAUGUGAAGUUUGUAAACCAUGUUUUUCAACCAUUGCAGCUCGAUCCGCGCUCAAAGUCCACACUAUUCAAAUCAUAUUGUUCUACAUUGGGAAGCAAAGAAAUAAAUGUAGGUAAAUAUAAGCCUUACCGUUAAUUCAUUUCAAUUUUAUCUAGAAUGUGGGCCUCUUGGUGUGGCAGACAGAAAUGCAAUCUCAGAUGCCAGAAUAACAGCAAGCACAGUCUAUAAUGCAAGAUUUUAUCCGUACUAUGGCCGACUCCAUGAAAAACAGGGGAUAUGGAGGAUGAUGUCCCAGGACUGUAAUUGACAGAACAGGCUAUCUUCAAGUCGAUAUGGGUGCAAUGCUAUCUGUUUGUGCAGUGGCCACCCAAGGAGAAAAGAUAAACAAUGAAUGGACUACCAACUACAAACUGUAA
Messenger RNA from Pocillopora meandrina, 762 nucleotides. Lineage: Eukaryota; Metazoa; Cnidaria; Anthozoa; Scleractinia; Pocilloporidae. The record is from the annotation of a GenBank genome assembly.